This is a messenger RNA of Choloepus didactylus (southern two-toed sloth), 2177 nucleotides long. RefSeq names its product NudC domain containing 1 (gene NUDCD1). The record is from RefSeq and is a predicted model, not a curated record. The coding region runs from base 100 to 1848 and encodes 582 amino acids. Lineage: Eukaryota; Metazoa; Chordata; Mammalia; Pilosa; Megalonychidae. The transcript has 10 exons.
CUGGGAUGAGAGUCACGCAGUUUCCCCGUCUUCGUGCGACUUCUGUAGCGCGGACCUUUCAACAAGAGCUUUAUUCUCACCCUGGUACUCCGGAAGGCGAUGGAGGUGGCGGCUAAUUGCUCCCUGCGUGUGAAGAGACCACUAUUGGAUCCUCGCUUCGAGGGUUACAAGCUCUCCCUCGAACCGCUGCCCUGUUACCAGCUAGAGCUUGACGCAGCUGUGGCAGAAGUAAAACUUCGAGAUGAUCAAUAUACACUGGAACACAUGCAUGCUUUUGGAAUGUAUAAUUAUCUACACUGUGAUUCGUGGUAUCAAGACAGUGUCUACUACAUUGACAGCCUUGGAAGAAUUAUGAAUUUAACAGUGAUGCUGGACACUGCCUUGGGAAAACCACGAGAGGUAUUUCGACUUCCUGCAGAUUUGACUGCAUACGACAAUCGCCUUUGUGCGUCUAUCUAUUUCCCGUCUUCUACUUGGGUUACCUUGUCAGAUGGAACUGGAAGAUUAUAUCUUAUUGGAACAGGAGAACGUGGAAAUAACGAUUCUGAAAAAUGGGAGAUUAUGUUUAAUGAAGAGCUUGGGGAUCCUUUUAUCAUAAUUCACAGUGUCUCAUUGCUAAAAGCUGAAGAACAUUCAGUAACUACCCUACUUCUUCGAAUAGAGAAAGAGGAUUUGGAUAUGAAAGGAAGUGGUUUCUAUGUUUCUUUGGAGUGGGUCACUAUCAGUAAGAAAAAUAAAGAUAGCAAAAAAUAUGAACUAAUUAAACGUGACAUUCUCCGUGGAAAAUCAGUGCCACAUUAUGCUGCUAUUGAGCCUGAAGGAACUGGUCUAAUGAUUGUCUCCUAUAAGUCUUUCAAUUUUAUUCAUGUUGGUCAGGAUCUUGAAGAAAAUGAGGAUAAAAACAUGCCAGAGAAAAUCAAAGAACCUCUGUAUUACUGGCAACAGACUGAAGAUGAUGUGACAGUAACGCUACAGCUUCCAGUUGACAGUACUAAAGAGGAUGUUCAAGUACGAUAUCUGCCUGAUCAAAUCAGCAUUGUGCUAAAGGGCCAGCAUUUUUUGGAAGGAAAGCUCUAUUCAUCCAUUGAUCAUGAAAGUAGUACAUGGAUAAUUAAAGAGAAUAAUAGCUUGGAGAUUUCCUUGAUUAAGAAAAAUGAAGGACUGACAUGGCCAGAGCUAGUAGUUGGUGAUAAACAAGGGGAGUUCAUAAGGGAUUCAGCCCAAUGUGCUGCAGUAGCAGAACGCUUGAUGCAUUUGACCUCUGAGGAACUGAAUCCAAACCCAGAUAAAGAAAAACCUCCUUGUAAUGCUCAAGAAUUAGAAGAAUGUGAUAUUUUCUUUGAAGAGAGCUCCAGUUUAUGCAGAUUUGAUGGCAAUACAUUAAAAACUACCCAUGUGGUGAAUCUUGGAAGCAAUCAGUACCUUUUUUCUGUCAUCGUGGAUCCUAAAGAAAUGCCCUGCUUCUGUUUGCGCCAUGAUGUUGAUGCCCUUCUCUGGCAACCACGCUCCAGCAAACAAGACAUGUGGGAGCACAUUGCAACCUUCAAUGCCUUAGGCUACGUCCAAGCAUCAAAAAGAGACAAAAAAUUUUUUGCCUGUGCUCCAAAUUAUUCCUAUGCAGCUCUUUGCGAGUGCCUCCGUCGAGUAUUCAUCUAUCGUCAGCCCACUCCCAUGUCCACUGUGCUUUACAACAGAAAGGAAGGCAGGCAAGUAGGGCAGGUUGCUAAGCAGCAAGUAGCAAGCCUGGAAACCAGUGAUCCUAUUUUAGGCUUCCAAGCAACAAAUGAGAGAUUAUUUGUUCUCACUACCAAAAACCUCUUUUUAAUAAAAGUAAAUACAGAGAAUUAAGUACUCCAACAUGUUGGUUUCUCUGUGCUAUAAAAGUAUUCAGUGGUAGUUGGAGGGCUGGGCAGUUAUACUGUAUGUAACCUAAGUUUUGAUGUAUUAAAUAAAAAUAUCUUGUAUAAUUUUAUUUUUAAAGGACAUUGGAAAUAUAUUCAAGAUACUAUGAUUCUGUAGAAGCUAUAGAAUGAAGUUACAGAUUUAGAGACAAUUGGGUUCUGUAAAAAUGUAAAGAAAAUAUUCACAAGUAUAAUUUUUUAAAAACAGGCUAGAAUCUCAUUUAUAUUAAAGGUGUACAAUUCAGUGUUUAAAAAAAUAAAGCUAUUUAUUGUGUA